Molecule: messenger RNA, 697 nt
Organism: Glycine soja
Lineage: Eukaryota; Viridiplantae; Streptophyta; Magnoliopsida; Fabales; Fabaceae
Product: LYR motif-containing protein 4B-like
Exons: 2
Coding region: 92-388 (98 amino acids)
Biological process (GO): iron-sulfur cluster assembly
Source: RefSeq, a predicted model, not a curated record
CAAGAAUUUUGGACCCAAUACAUACACAUACAUUGUUCUCCCUCACUUCACUUUUCUUCUCUGCCGCUAUAUUCUGUAUCUGGAGGGAGCCAUGAGUGCACUUGCAGCAUCCUCCGCUACUCCUUCCGCCGCCCAAACCCUCUCCCUCUUCCGCUCCCUCCUCCGCGCCGCGCGCGAGUUUCCCGAUUACAACAUCAGGGAGUACACCAAACUACGCACCGCCGAUGCGUUUCGCCACAACGCCACUCUCUCCGACCCAAAUUCAAUUUCCACCGCCUUCGCCCACGGCAAGUCGCAGCUCGCCGUCGUUAAACGACAGGCCGUCGUGUACUCUCUCUACGCCCCGCCGCUCCGCAACGUCAUGGAACUCCAACAAACCCCCUUCUAAUCACGGUUCUGAGUAUGACUCUCUGGGAAGAUCAGAAUUGCUAUUUGAUUCCCAGUACUCAUUUUUUAAGGACAAGUUUAUGUUUUUUUUUUUUUUAAAAUUGAGUGGUACUUCUUAAUAAUGAAUGUAAAACCCGGUUUUAAGUUGUUAGGAUGAAUGGAUGAUAUGAGUAAUUUAGUUGGAUGACCUGUAAAUUGGACUUUUUUAUCUAAUUUUUUAUUUGAUGAUGAUGAUGAUGUGAUCCUUCACUACAACAAUUUGAUGUAUUUGUGCUAUUGUUAUGGUAAAUUAUUCUGUUUUUGUCUUUUA